Messenger RNA from Syngnathoides biaculeatus (alligator pipefish), 2413 nucleotides. Its product is annotated as lysosomal thioesterase PPT2-A-like. Gene Ontology annotation, molecular function: thiolester hydrolase activity. The coding region runs from base 13 to 921 and encodes 302 amino acids. Gene Ontology annotation, cellular component: lysosome. NCBI's taxonomy places the organism in Eukaryota, Metazoa, Chordata, Actinopteri, Syngnathiformes, Syngnathidae. The transcript is spliced from 8 exons. The record is from RefSeq and is a predicted model, not a curated record.
ACAAAGACAUACAUGCUUACUUGUGUUUUUGCACCGACAUACGGGAUGAGGACUCCGGCUGCAAGUCUCCUGCUCCUCCCGUCGGUGCUAUUGCUUAUCCGGGCGCGCGUCGACGGCUACCGGCCGGUCAUCAUCGUGCAUGGCAUUUUUGACGGACCCAAACAGUUCCAAAAACUGUCUCUCUUCAUUAAUGAGACGCAUCCUGGCACGGAGGUGAUAGUGUUGGAUUUGUACAAGCACAUGUCUAGUCUUAGGCCACUGUGGAAGCAGGUAAAAGACUUCCACCGUGCCAUUGAACCCAUCAUGAAGAAGGCUCGGGAUGGAGUACACCUGCUGUGCUUUUCGCAAGGUGGUCUAAUAUGUCGAGCCCUCCUUUCCACAACCCCCGACCACAACGUCCACAACUUAAUCGCGCUGUCAUCGCCCCUUGCAGGCCAGUACGGAGACACGGAUUACCUCCAGCAGGUGUUUCCUUGCUGCGUAAAGGACACAAUCUUCCUGAUUUGCUACAACAGAGUGGGACAGAGAGUGUCCAUUUGCCAGUACUGGAAUGAUCCUCACCACAGGUCCAGUUACUUGAAAAACAACAAAUUUCUCCCAUUGCUCAAUGGCGACAUACCUCAUGACAACAUGAAAUCCUGGAGGGCAAACUUCCUACGCAUUAAGAAGCUGGUGUUGAUUGGCGGACCGGACGACGGCGUCAUCACUCCGUGGCAGUCCAGCCACUUUGGAUUCUAUGACAGCAAGGAACGAGUCGUCGAAAUGCGGAACCAAGAGUUUUACAGGAACGACACCUUCGGACUGAAGACGCUGAGCGCUCGCGGCGACCUGUCGCUGUGCAUCCGCUCUGGAGUCAAACAUACGCACUGGCACUCCAACUUCACUGUGUUCACCGAGUGCAUCGAGAAGUGGCUCACUUGAACAGAAAGGGGCGGGGGGUCAAGCGACUAUGAAAAGCCGUUUGAGCAUUUAUUUAAGGACCCUCAUAUACCCUUUCGGGUCCAUGAACUUGUACUGUAAUUUUUUUGUGUUUAAUGCACAUCCCCUGUACCCCCAAAAAUUGGGGGCUAGUACUGUUGUUGUACUAGCGUGUCAUAUUGUAUGACGAGCAUUCUCUUUGUACCUUAAAGGCCAAGUGUCAUGCCUAUAAACAUUCUAAAAUAGAUAUUGUGAUGAAAAAUACAUAUAACAUUAGUCACUUCAAUGUCCAUACGAAAAAAUAAAUAUGAGCGGAGAGCGCGUCAUCCAUGCGCAAAGUUGCGGAAGUCUCUUUCGACAUCCAAGUUGGCCUCAUCUUCUGUCCGUGACAUCACACCGUGACAUUCGCCAUUGAAAACAGGCUGUGGCCCCAACUUUGGCACACGCCCCUUCAGACACGGAAGCUCUUUUCAAAGAAGAGAACAUCUCACAAGCAAGUGAAGUCACAGGGCAAUAUUACCCUAUUGUUUCGAAUCAUAUUUAGAUGAUAUGCGGAUCACUCAGACUCCCUGAUAGUAUGUAGCCGAAGCCGUGCCUCAUUCACCGACGGGUACAUCGACACAUUUAGCACCCCUGACUUAUGUGCACUGAUCUUUUGUUAUGUUCUGAGAGGAUUACGCCCCCCCCCAACUAUUAUUUUUUUUUAGUAGCUGUAUACAAACCUACCUGUCAUUUGGAACCCACAAAGCUCUUGUACUUUGCACCCGUGCAAUCCAUUUUUCACGACGAACCGGGUCUUUUUGAAAAGUAUGAAGAUUGAAUCCAUCGUCCCAAGCGUUUGAACAAUAUCCAGCAAUACAAUGAGCCGCCAUUUUGGCUAACACGAAGGAACAACGGGCUCCCAUCCAGCAGGUAAAACCAGAAGAAACAUACGAGUCCGCUUGAGUGGGCGUCUGCUACUAGCGCCACUUCCUGCUUCUUCUCGAUAACAAAUCCUGAAUUUCAUGACAGUGGCACUUUAAGAUGGAUAUCAAGGAUAUUGAAUAAAUCCACAAACACCCUGCUAUAAUGUAGUUUGAGCAUUUUUUUAAGCACACUCAUUUUUGUUCAUAAUUCAACCCUCUAGUAGGAUAUGGAAAAAAGUCCUCAAAUACCCUUCCACGGGAGACCAAUCAAAAUCAAAAUGGAGGUUUGUGAUGAUACUGCAGAGAAAAAGGGAGGAAAAGAAGCAAAAUGUCAUUGUUGUCAGGAUUUUGUUUUCCAUUUUUGGUAUGAAUAACAACCAAAGCUCCAAUUGUGUGUAUAUAGCAAUUAAAUAAUGAUAUAUAUCAUAUUUGAAAAAACGAUUUUACAAUGUAGUGAACAUAUGUCAUUAUGCUUUGUGCCUUUUUACAAGAAUAAUGAAUCAUGCUGUUAUACAAUAACCAUGGCAAAGCUUUGAAGUUUCCUGAUCAUUCGAUGUCGAAUUUUAUUGAACAAUAAAAAUAGAAGCCUA